GAGUAGAAGGUCUGGGAGCUUUGGGAGAAGGGGAGGACAGACGGGAGGCGUGUUCCGCCGGAGUUUUCCUUUUCUUGCGAGCCCUCGUGCGCGCGCACAGUCACCCCUUUGGUCUGGCGAUUGCGGACGGGAGGUGGAGACGCUCCAUCCCACCGGGUGGCCGGAGGCGGGCGACUCGGGGAGGACCUCCCCGGAGAAGCCGUGCCCAGGAAGUUUUGCGAAGCGGAGGCAGCGGUGCAGCCGGGGCCGCUGCCGCGCCGGAGCCCGGGACACUCGCCACCCACCCUCGCCGUCUCGGCUUCCUCUCGCCCAGGCGCCGCGCGCGGACCGGGCAGCCGUCCGCGCCCGCCGAGCUCCACGGUAGAAAAAAAAAAAAAAAGAGGGUGUCAAAGCCAAAGAAUAAGAGACCUUUCCUCAAAUUUGCGUCAAGAUGGAAACCUUUUGCCUCAGGGUGUUGUUUGGGUUGGCGCUGGUUGGAUGUGUCAUCAGUGAUAAUCCUGAGAGCUACAGCACAAAUCUCAGCACCCAUGUGGACGAUUUCACCACUUUUCGUGGGACAGAACUCAGCUUUGUGGUUACCACACAUAGACCCACGAAUCUGGCCCUCCCCAACAAUGGCUCAAUGCACAACUAUUGCCCACAGCAGACUAAGAUUACUUCAGCUUUCAAAUACAUUAACACUGUGAUAUCGUGUACUAUUUUCAUCGUGGGAAUGGUGGGGAAUGCCACCCUGCUGAGGAUCAUUUACCAGAACAAGUGCAUGAGGAAUGGCCCCAACGCACUGAUAGCCAGCCUUGCCCUCGGAGACCUUAUCUAUGUGGUCAUUGAUCUCCCUAUCAAUGUAUUUAAGCUGCUGGCUGGGCGCUGGCCUUUUGAUCACAAUGACUUUGGCGUAUUUCUCUGCAAGUUGUUCCCCUUUUUGCAGAAGUCCUCAGUGGGGAUCACCGUCCUCAAUCUCUGUGCUCUCAGUGUUGACAGGUACAGAGCAGUUGCCUCCUGGAGUCGUGUUCAGGGAAUUGGGAUUCCCUUGGUCACAGCCAUUGAGAUUGUCUCCAUCUGGAUCCUUUCUUUUAUCCUGGCCAUCCCCGAAGCAAUCGGCUUCGUCAUGGUGCCCUUUGAAUACAAGGGUGAACAGCACAAAACCUGUAUGCUCAAUGCCACGUCAAAAUUCAUGGAGUUCUACCAAGAUGUUAAGGACUGGUGGCUGUUUGGGUUCUACUUCUGCAUGCCCCUGGUGUGCACCGCGAUCUUCUACACCCUCAUGACUUGUGAGAUGCUAAACAGAAGGAACGGCAGCCUGAGAAUCGCCCUCAGUGAACACCUGAAACAGCGUCGAGAAGUGGCAAAAACAGUUUUCUGUUUGGUCGUAAUUUUCGCUCUGUGCUGGUUCCCUCUUCAUUUAAGCCGUAUUUUGAAGAAAACCGUGUAUGAUGAAAUGGACACGAACCGAUGUGAAUUACUUAGUUUCUUGCUGCUCAUGGAUUACAUUGGUAUUAACUUGGCAACCAUGAAUUCAUGUAUAAACCCAAUAGCUCUAUAUUUUGUGAGCAAGAAAUUUAAAAAUUGUUUCCAGUCUUGCCUCUGCUGCUGCUGUUACCAGUCCAAGAGUCUGAUGACCUCAGUCCCCAUGAAUGGAACAAGCAUCCAAUGGAAGAACCAUGAACAAAACAACCAUAACACAGAGAGGAGCAGCCAUAAGGACAGUAUAAACUAAACAUCUUAAGGAACAUUCAUCAAUAUACUUCAAAUCCUAUUGGAGAAAAAAAAAAAAAUCAACACAGCAACUGCAUCUCCAGAAAUCUCUUCUUCCAUCCUUCUCCCAUGACUCAGUACCACCCCCUGGAAAAAUGUUUUCCAAAACAUUGAAGGGUUGACUGGUUUAUACCCACAAAUUCAACGAAUCUUACUUUGAUUUAUCUAAUUUACAUAGUCUGCAUGUUAUAUUCAGCCCUAAAAAAUGGUGGGAGUUGGUGGGGGGAAGGAGAUUGUUCAGUUAAACCAGAAGGAUAUAUACUAUCUUUGCAUGAAAAUAGAGUUUUCGAGUACGUGGCUAGCUUUCGUGGCGGUUCUGUAGAAUGUUCCGUAAGAACUGGUCACCAUGAAAAGCUUAGAAAUUAUAACAAGGUUUUCUAUUUUUUUAAAGUAAUUUUGUUUUUUUUGGCCAAACACGGUAUGGGUUUAAGUCUCCUUUAUUUGAAAUGUCAUUCAGUGCCAGUAUUUUUUAACUGCAUAGUUGCCUAUACAAAUGAUGACUUGAGCUUAUUUACACAUAUUUUGCCCCCCAAAAAGAAGAAGACAUAAAAUGGACUUCAGGUGAGCAAUUAGGUUAAUGUUUCUCACGUCACUGGCUUAUUUUUAAAACAUAAAUUCUCAAGCUGCAAGAGCUUACAAGAACUUAAAGCACAGACCGAUAUCCACAUAUGGCAGUUUAAUAGCUGCUAUUCAAACAAUUUUUAAGAAUCUAUAUUUUCUUUUUUAAUGGUGUUUCAUUACAGGAGACCUUGUGCAUAUUUUUAUGUUAAAUUUAAAAAUAAUGCUUGAAUGAAAUAGUUCUAUUUUUCAUAAGCCCAAUUUUUUUAAUGGAAGUAUGUUAUGUAAAAUCAAUACCAUAUACUAAAAUUUAAAUGUAUGUGUCAUUUAACUAUGCCCAAGACUUUCAGUGCAAUGCACAGAAGUCCACAGCACAGCCAGGAGAAAAGGACUGAGUAUUUUCAGAAGAUUUGGAAAAUUUCACUGAGGUUUAUUUUUGGUUUUAGUAACAUGUAUACGUGUGUAUAUGUAUGCAAAUGUACAUACAUAUAUACAUAUAUAUGUAUACAAGUCACCUCAUAGUCUCUUGAUUGCUUUUAAAAUGUUAACUGGCAGUAAGACUUUUUUGGUCAUUCCCUUUUUCAUAUAGGAAUAUAGGAAACAUAAUUUCAAAGAGGCCAGCUGAGUUUGUCAUGUCAGUGAAAUAUAAUUGCCACCAUGAACUUAAGGUUCUCUGGAUUUCCAGGAUGCACCUAAACACCUCCCUCAACCCAACUCCUCACAUAGUCACCAUUUCAAAAGGCCCACAGUGAUUUCUGCUGGGCAUUUUCCACGAUGUUUACAGACUGUGAGUACAGCAGAAAAUCUUUUACUGUGUGUAUAUAAACAUAUAUAUAUAUAUAUAUAUAAACAACCAUACAGUUCUUUUAGCCAA
This is a messenger RNA of Balaenoptera musculus (blue whale), 3184 nucleotides long. RefSeq names its product endothelin receptor type A (gene EDNRA). Gene Ontology annotation, molecular function: endothelin receptor activity. The record is from RefSeq and is a predicted model, not a curated record. Gene Ontology annotation, cellular component: membrane. Gene Ontology annotation, biological process: enteric nervous system development; G protein-coupled receptor signaling pathway; regulation of blood pressure. The transcript is spliced from 8 exons. Lineage: Eukaryota; Metazoa; Chordata; Mammalia; Artiodactyla; Balaenopteridae. The coding region runs from base 431 to 1714 and encodes 427 amino acids.